Molecule: messenger RNA, 3979 nt
Organism: Schistocerca nitens (vagrant locust)
Lineage: Eukaryota; Metazoa; Arthropoda; Insecta; Orthoptera; Acrididae
Product: homeobox protein aristaless-like
Exons: 6
Coding region: 24-1427 (467 amino acids)
Biological process (GO): regulation of transcription by RNA polymerase II
Molecular function (GO): DNA-binding transcription factor activity, RNA polymerase II-specific; RNA polymerase II transcription regulatory region sequence-specific DNA binding
Source: RefSeq, a predicted model, not a curated record
UGCGGGCAGUGGCGUGGGCGCGAAUGGACCUGAGCACGCGCGCGCGUUUGACCGUCGUGGGGCGAGGGCCGCAUAAGCCGGCGCCCGCCAGAGCGGCCAAGAGCGUGCUCUCCAUACGCAGCCUCGUCGAAGACAACGCGCCCGGUUCAGAGAGCAGACAGUACGACAGUACCGUGCUUAGCGACGGGAGUGACAACGGGACGUUCUACGAUGGAGAAUCCCCACCCGUACACGAGGGCCGUGCGCCCCCUGGACGAGUAGACGCGGACGCCGACACGGAGCCGAUGGGCGUGCUGGCAGAGGACAGCAGCCCGGCGCGCGCUGACCCGGACGGGCAGUCCGCGGCGCACCGCCAGCCGGAGGCGGCGGCGGGGGCGGCAGCGGGGGCGGAAUCCGCGGGCGAGCGCGCCGCCGCACAGCCCGAGUCGCCGCCCCCGCAGCCCCGGACGCCCACCGCUACGACGCCGGCCUCAGAGAGCCCUGCCCCGGCCGUCGACCACGACGGGGGCGGUAGCGGAGGCGGCGGCGGGGGCGGAGGCUGCAGCGACGUGGAGAUGGACGAGCUGGCGCCCAAGCGCAAGCAGCGCCGCUACCGCACCACCUUCACGUCGUUCCAGCUGGAGGAGCUGGAGAAGGCGUUCUCCAGGACACACUACCCCGACGUCUUCACGAGGGAGGAGCUAGCGAUGAAAAUUGGGUUGACGGAAGCACGCAUCCAGGUGUGGUUCCAGAACCGGCGCGCCAAGUGGCGCAAGCAGGAGAAGGUGGGCCCGCAGGCGCACCCCUACUCGCCGCUGCAGGCGUACGGCGCGCCGCCGCCCGCCGCCGUCGUGGCGCCGACGCUGCCCAACCCGUUCGCGCACCUCGGCUUCGGGCUGCGCAAGCCGGCCUUCGACUCGGCGGGCGCCUUCCGCUACCAGCUGGCCGCCUACCUGCCGCCCCCGCACUUCCGGCCGGCGCCGCCCCCGCCGCCCCACGGCCCGCCCCCGCUGCUAGCGCCCGCGGGGCUCGGCCCACUCGGCUACCACCACGCCGCUGCAGGUUCCUUCCAGACACUGCUGGCAAACAUCUCAGCUGCACAACACCAGCAGCAGCAACAACAGCAGCGGCACAGCCCCAAAGACGAGUACCAGCAGGCGGUGCCUAACCCACCCCCGCCUCUGCCCCCGCAGCAGCAGGAGCAGGCGGCCACGGCGACGGCGCUCCUGGCCGCUGCCAUCGUACCACCCCCGCCGCACCCUCCAGGCCCGCCUACCAGCCCGGGGGCGGCGGUGGCGGCGGCAGCGGCGGCGGCGGCCGCAGCGGCGGCGGCUGCCGCCCCCGAGAUCGACCGUCGCAGCUCCAGCAUCGCGGCGCUGCGCCUCAAGGCGCGCGAGCACGAGCUGCGGCUGGAGAUGCUUCGCAAGAACGGAGACCUCAUCAGCUGAGCUCCACUCCUCGUGGAAUAGCCAUCGAGUGUUUCAGAGUUGCCGAACGUGCUAGUUGUGUCUGGAGAUGUUGCGAAAAAAUGGAGACCUGACCAGCUCACGAGAGAUCCCUAUCCAGGGAGUGUUUCACUGCUGCCAGUCGCCCUUAGUGUGUCGAGAUGCUGUGAAAGAAUGGUAGAUCUCAUUAGCUGAGCCCCAUUCCACAGGGAAUCCCCGUCCAGUGAGUACUUCAGUGCUGUUAAACGUAUUACAUGUGUCUCCAAGUGCUGGAGGAGAAGGGAGACACCAGCCGAGUGCCUGCCCAGGGAGAAUCCCCAUCUAGCCAGUGGCUCAGUGCCACCGUCCAUCCUGACGUCUUGAGACGCUAGGAGAAAACGGAGACCUCAUCAGGUGAUCGUCAAACGACAAAGCCUCCCCAUCCAGCGAGUGCUUCAAUAUUGCCGAAUGUGCUGACUGUAUCUCAAGAUGCUGCGCUGUAACGCAGAACGUCAUCGGCUGAGCGUCAAGAUUCUUUCAUUGUAGCUGAAAGUUUCAUUGUUUGUCCAAAUGCUUUUCAAAAAUGCGUUGUUCUGAACCGACAGGUGGAUAAUCGUCAUCUAAGAAACAAUCCACUCCACCUCAGCUCAGUUUAGAUAAACUACAUAACGACAGAGCUACAUUUGCAUACAUUGCGGAAUGACAACAUUGACAGCUGCUCUCUGGAACAUCAGGAAUCCUCGUUAAGCGAUACAUCCAGUCUCUCUGGAAGAAGGAGCAGUGUCUCAGGAUACUACACAAAAUGGAGACCUCACCUGCUGAACGCUGGCAGACGGAGAAUCCCCGCUCAAUGAUAGCCUCAUUAUCGCUGAAAGACUAAAAAUAUUCGUAUUACCUCUUGGGAUAACAUUAUCUUCUGUGCACACUCCAGACUUAGACAUCGAAGAAAAGUGUUUACCAUUGACAUUCGUGUAGGACUGCAUAAUUAUGCGAAACGUGGCUGGCACCAAGUUCCUUCCUUUGACUUUUCGAAAGUAAACACAACAGUGAUUAUGUAUUAUUAUAACUGGGCUCUGCUCCCAUAGGUCUACACCUCGCUCGAGACGUCAUAUUUGUUUCUGUAAUGAUGUUCUCAGAGGUUUGGCGAACGUUACGCAUUACAUGUUAGCACUGCAAGUAUUACAGUAAUGAUAUGCUCAGUACACUCCCUGCAACACUAGUUGUCAAUAACACGCGCGACAGAACGUGAAUAUUUUUGCGAAAGGCAAAGAAAUUGUUCGCAGUCGCUGGUUGGAGGCUGAUGUCAAAGCGAUGUUGGGGGGAGGUGGAGUGAAUCAGUAAAUACUAUAACUAUGAGCCUCAUUAGCAGUCUUCAGUUAUUCGUUGUUACAUCUUAAUCAAGAAGGGGCUUCUGACAGCUUUCAUGGUUCAUUAAGCUCCUCAAGAUGUACUAUCUUUCUAUAAACGAAGUGACAUCGCUGAAAUUGUUAGAUCCGAAACAAAAACUACUGAUUUUGUCACAUAAUGGGCCAAAAUUGACGUUAAUGUGGCGUUAAACAUGCAGUGCGUAACACAAUUGAUCCCAGUGAGCCGGUAAUGAUGUACUUAUACAACAAAAGUCUUAUAAAUAUGCAAGCUACAGAACUGAAAUAAAUAUCUGCUCCACUAAGCACCACUCACAAAAGUCGUUAAAUAUGGGAGAUUCCGUUUUCACUGAUUAAAUAAGCACUAUAAAAUGUCUAGGGACUUUGGGUUUUACGGUAUUGUGUCCGUAACUGUAAUAAGUGCCACUGAAGGACAAUCUCUUUAGUUUCUUCAUUAUAAAACAUUUACUCUUAUGUGGAUACGUAUUUAAUUGUGAGUGAAAUAGUUUAGAAAACGCACUUUUAAAAAGAACUGUCGGUUUUCGCCUAUGAAUCAAUGUGUUGCAAUAUGUCUACCAUUAGAUAGAAAUCUUUAAAAUAGCAGUACCUGGUAAUUUUUCACAGAAUUGACAUCAAGUCUGCUAUCGAAUCGCAUCGUAUGCGCACAUUUAUUUGCUGUCCGAUGUCACAGAGAUUUCGGUAAUCAAAAGAAUGUCAGUCUAUAAAUUUCUUACGAGGUAACGUCGUAGGAACGAGAGGAAGACACGGAAGAUUUAUUUUAAAAAAAUUAUUAGUUAUGGAUAAAUAUUUUAUUCUGAAAAAAAGAUAGUGAUAUCAACAUUACAAUUUUUUAUUAAACAUUGCAGCUCAUUACGGAAGAAAACUCCCGUCCACCAAAAAGCUUUAAGAUGUACGUACUCCCUGACAUAUCCACUUGAGAACAGUAUGAAAACCGGCAUUUUCAAAGUACACUUAUUUUUUCCAUGAUAAUAAGCAGGACUGCUUUAUAUUCAAGGAUUUUGAUUACAAAGGUGUUAACCGAAAUAUUCUGAAUACUUCUUCCUCUCUCCAUGUUCUUCACACGAAAGUAAAAUGUGAUAUAGAGAGUUUUGCUUGUAAAUAUUGUAAGUAACUGCUUCAAAAUAUUGCAGCGAGAUACCUAUUUCAUUAUUAAUAACCGAACCUGUUUUCUGUUAAAAUAUUGUCAAUUUU